CGUUCUUCCAACUACCCACCCACCGCAUUCUCUCAAUCUCUCGUCCCACUUCUUCCCGAAGAUCACGCUGAGCUUCUCGUAGCGCUCUUGGACGUGAUCUCGUCGUUGGCAGCACAUGGUGAGGCGAACGGGUCUAGUGGUGCCAGGUUGAGCAUGAUUAUAGGACUGUGGCUGGUUGCGGCGAGUAGGAGCGAGAGCAGGGAUGGAUGGGCGAGUUUCUAUGAGCGGUGGGAGAAGGCGGGGAGAGUGUUGGAACAUCUAUUCUUGGCCAGGAUUAGGGAGGAAGCAUCAAACCACAAGAUGCCCCGCCGCCUCACCGAACUCGUCGAACAAUACCCCUAUGCGAAGUACGCGUCACCAAACCCGUCCGGCGACAUUGCCCUCCUCCCACGAACCCGCUUCUCUACCCGUCGCUACGACGCCCUCUUCGUCCGCCUCGAGACCCAAAUCUCAGGGAUCACGAAACCUAAGGCUUAUUUCCCUAUCCAGAUCAUUCAGGAAGCGUUGAGGUCUACGUAUGAGAGUACGGCUGGGGAUCAGGCCGGGGUCUGGGAGGUUAUCCAGAAGUUGGCGAGGAGUGAGCAGGAAGGUGCGGCGGCGGAG
Molecule: messenger RNA, 603 nt
Organism: Stereum hirsutum FP-91666 SS1
Lineage: Eukaryota; Fungi; Basidiomycota; Agaricomycetes; Russulales; Stereaceae
Exons: 2
Source: RefSeq, a predicted model, not a curated record